UACCAGGUUCUCAGGAAGUGGCCGCUUCCACGCUGUUUCUGGAUGCACAAGCUGUGCCUGCCUGCAAGGCUCGCAGUCAUACACAUCAGUUUGAAUCGACGUGCGUGUGUAGCCUGCUCCUUCCUCUGCCGAACCAGUGGCACCUGGCUCCCCAGCAGUGCCAUGUCCUCUCCAGCCUCUUCCGCUGGUGGUGACACGACGCGGACUGACCCGCCGCCCUCGGCCCUGCUCGCCGUCGAUGCCGAGGCGCCCGCGAUGGCCGCAACGUCCGCGACGUUCGCGGAGAGCGGCGCUCCAAGAGUCUUGACUCGAGCUGUUGAGCGAACCGGCGACCCGGGCAAGACCGGCGGAGCGUCCGAGACCGGCGGACCGUCCGAGGCCAGUGAUCCGUGUGAGACCGGCGGACCGUCCGAGACCAGCGGUCCUGGCGGGACCGGCGGACCUUCCGAGACCACCGAACCGCCCGAGUCUAGCGGACCGUCCGAGACCAGCGGUCCGUGUGAGACCAGCGGACUUUCCGAGACCAGCGGUCCGUGCGGGACCGGCGGACCUUCCGAGCCCGGCGGACCGCCCGCGUCCAGCGAACCGUCCGAGGCCAGUGGUCCGUAUGAGGCCAGCGGACUUUCCGAGACCAGCGGUCCGUGCGGGACCGGCGGACCGUCCGAGACCAGCGGACCGCCCGAGUCUAGCGGACCGUCCGAGACCAGCGGUCCGUAUGAGACCGGCGGACCGAACGGGGCUGUGGAUCCUAGUGACGGCGUGUCUGCGAACGUGUCCGGGGGCGAUCAGGCCCGCAUGGGUGCCAGUGAUCGACGCGGGCCGGCCGGCCCAGCAGCGGCAAGCGCCGCAGCGAAGACCGCUGGCUCGGGCGUGUCAUGCACCCCAGAGACGGUCUGCGGUGCCGAGCAGUCAGGAGCUCCUGCCAGUCUGACGCCCUGUUCAGCACCAGUGUCCACGGACCAGAUCGAGAGCCUGCUCAAUAGCUGA
Molecule: messenger RNA, 987 nt
Organism: Pollicipes pollicipes
Lineage: Eukaryota; Metazoa; Arthropoda; Thecostraca; Pollicipedomorpha; Pollicipedidae
Product: S-antigen protein
Exons: 3
Coding region: 43-987 (314 amino acids)
Source: RefSeq, a predicted model, not a curated record